Molecule: messenger RNA, 1828 nt
Organism: Caenorhabditis elegans
Lineage: Eukaryota; Metazoa; Nematoda; Chromadorea; Rhabditida; Rhabditidae
Gene: cima-1
Product: Major facilitator superfamily (MFS) profile domain-containing protein
Exons: 8
Coding region: 52-1683 (543 amino acids)
Biological process (GO): transmembrane transport
Cellular component (GO): membrane
Molecular function (GO): transmembrane transporter activity
Source: RefSeq, marked reviewed
GAGUAAACGGUCUGUGCAGUCAACGCUUGUUCUCACUCUUUUAUUUUUAACAUGCCUCACACCCCUCCACCAAAUAAGAAACUGAGCCGAGCAACAAGUCUAGACUCUCCGCCAGAGAAAACUAUAUUCAGAAUUGACACAGUUGACCUUGAUCUUCCUUCCACAAAUAAUGGAUCAACUUCAAUGGCAGCAGAUGAUCAGAGUCAGGAUGAAGAACACUCUGCUCAUUCAGUUCUUUUUCCUUCUAUGCGUCUGAUGUUAGCUGCUAUGCUUUGCUGUUGUUUUAUCACUUUAUCAAUUUCUUCAUCUAAUCUAGCAGUUGCACUUAUAUGUAUGACCUCAUGCCCUGUACACGGAUACGGUGGUACACUAGAAUGGCAAUCUCAACAAGAGGGUUUAGUUUUGGCUGCUCAAAAUGCUGGAAGUUUGAUAAUGAUUGUAACCGGAAUGUGGGCAGAUAGAUUGAAUGGAAAAUGGAUGGUAUUUAUUGGACUUUUGCUAUGUUGUAUUGGAAAUCUAAUGCUCCCACUAUUAGCAUCCAAAUCAUUCUGGUUCGCGGUGUUAGCAAGAAUUUCUAUCGGCGCCAGUGAUGCGUGUCUAAUGCCGGCUGUCAAUUCACUUAUCACACGAUGGUUCCCACAAGCCGAAAGACCAGCAGCAAUUGGUCUUAUUUCGGGAGGACGUCAAAUCGGAACUCUUUUUAUUCUACCGACAGCAGGAUACUUAUGUACUCGUAAAGAUAUUCUUGAUGGAUGGCCUGCAAUUUUUUAUCUUUCUGCAACAAUUUCGGUACUCGUAACUGUAUUCUGGAUACCGUUUGGAGCUGACAAGCCAGCAAAACAGAUUUGCAUUUCAAGCAGAGAAAAAGAAUUUAUCGAAACCCGAAUAGCAUGUGAAUCUAUUGGAAAACGAACAGAUCGUACCCGCAGAGUCCCUUAUGGUGCCAUGCUCCAUUCAAAACCUCUAUGGGCAUGCAUAUUCGCAUUAAUCUGCCACGAGUACCCUUUAGUUAUCAUGCUUCAAUUUUUGCCAAAUUACAUGAGAGAUGUUCUAGAAUUCGCACCAACAAAAAACGGAAUCAUAGCCGCACUUCCGAUUUUGUGUCUAUUUCUCUCCAAAACAUUUUCAUCGUCCUUGUCCUCUUAUCUGACUACAAAACUUCGUCUUGAUAAAACGUUCGUUUGCAAGGGAUUCAAUGCAGUUGCUUCUGCUGGACUAGCGAUUUGCAUAUCUUUCGUUCCAUUUUUCAAUAAAGAGAGCGCAUUUCUUGCAGUUUUCUGCCUUUGUGGUGCUAUGAUCUUUGCUGGAUUGCACACCCCAGGAGUGAUAACUGCUAUGGUGCAAAUUGCGCCAGCAUUUUCUGGAAUCAUUACAGGCUGGUCCUUUUUCGCAGUCGCCUGGUUUUCGAUUGGCAAUAAAAUUCUCACAAAAUACAUUGUCCAAUCAGGGUCUGUAACAGAAUGGGGAAUGGUAUUCCGAGUUUCUGCACUAGUUGCUGCUCUUCCCGUAAUUGUUUUUACUAUUUGGGGCUCGGCGGAUCGAGAGUGGUGGGCUGCACCGUCUUCAAAAUGUUCUGUUGCAUCUUUUCAUCGCCCAUCAAUUAGAGACAGAAGCCGAGAGAUGUCCCGAGCUACAUCAUCAACGUCACUCGGACAACAGUCACGUGUAUCAUCAACAAGAUAAUUUAUUGUUUUAAAUGCGUACCCGUUCAUUUUGUUGUGAUUGAACGCGUUGGCGAGUGUUCAUUUUGUUGGCUUGUAGCGCCCGUGUUCAAAUUGUCCCAUGUAUUGAUUUUCUGAAAAAGAUCUCCGAUAAAUGUAUUUCAUAU